Molecule: messenger RNA, 1881 nt
Organism: Polychytrium aggregatum
Lineage: Eukaryota; Fungi; Chytridiomycota; Chytridiomycetes; Polychytriales
Product: beta-lactamase-like protein
Exons: 9
Coding region: 1-1881 (626 amino acids)
Biological process (GO): mRNA 3'-end processing by stem-loop binding and cleavage
Cellular component (GO): mRNA cleavage and polyadenylation specificity factor complex
Molecular function (GO): RNA binding; 5'-3' exonuclease activity; RNA endonuclease activity
Source: RefSeq, a predicted model, not a curated record
AUGGCAUCCUCGGCGCCCCCGUCUGCGUCUGCGUCUGCGUCUGCAUCGGCCAAGCGCAAGCUGCAGCCCACCGUCAUACCCGUCCCAAACGAGAACGACAUUCUCAAAAUUACCCCGCUCGGCGCCGGUUCCGAAGUCGGCCGCUCGUGCGUCCUGCUCGAGUUCAAGGGCAAGACCGUCAUGCUGGACUGCGGCCUGCAUCCCGCAUACACCGGCCUGGCGUCGCUACCGUUCUUUGACAUGGUCGAUCCCGCCAGCAUCGACGUCCUGCUGAUCACCCACUUCCAUGUCGACCACGCUGCCGCCCUUCCUUACUUCACGGAAAAGACUACGUUUAAAGGCCGCGUGUUCAUGACCCACCCUACCCGCGCCAUCUUUCGCUGGCUCCUGGCGGACUAUGUCAAAGUGAGCCAAGUGAGCGAAGACGCCCUGUAUACCGAACAGGAUCUCAUCAAGUCCUACAGCAAAAUCGAAGUCAUCGACUACCACCAGGAGGUCGAAGUCGAGGGCAUCCGAUUUACGGGCUACAACGCCGGCCACGUCCUGGGUGCUGCCAUGUUCCUGAUUGAAAUCGCCGGCGUACGAGUGCUCUACACGGGCGACUACUCUCGCGAGGAGGAUCGCCAUUUGAUGGCCGCCGAAAAGCCGCCCAACGUUUCCCUAGACGUCCUGAUUGCCGAGUCGACCUACGGCGUCCAAACGCACCAGCCCCGCCUGGAGCGCGAGGCCCGAUUCACCAAGAUGGUCUACGACAUUGUGCGGCGCGGCGGUCGAUGCUUGAUCCCGGUCUUUGCUCUCGGCCGAGCCCAGGAGCUGCUGCUGAUCCUGGAUGAGUACUGGCAGAGCCACCCCGAGCUCCACAACAUCCCGAUCUACUACGCCAGCAGCCUUGCCAAAAAGUGCAUGGCUGUCUAUCAGACCUACACCAACAUGAUGAACGAGCGCAUCCGCAAGCAGGUCAAGAUCUCGAAUCCGUUUCAGUUCAAGCACAUCAGCAACCUCAGAAGCAAGCAUGACUAUGACGACAUUGGCCCAUGUGUCAUGAUGGCCAGCCCCGGCAUGCUGCAGAGUGGUUUCUCACGCGAACUGCUCGAGCAGUGGUGCAUCAACAAAGCCAACGGCGUCAUCAUCCCUGGCUACGUCGUUGAGGGCACCCUGGGCAAUCAAAUUCUGACCCAUCCGGACGAAAUUGUAUCCAUGAGUGGCAUGAAGCUUCCUCUCCGCUUGACAAUCGACUACAUUUCAUUUUCGGCCCAUGUGGACUAUCUGCAAAACUCCGAGUUUAUCGAAGAAGUCGGCGCACCACAUCUGAUCUUGGUUCACGGCGAUGCCAUGCAGAUGGGCCGCCUCAAGAGCCGCUUGCAGAGCGAGUAUAUGGAAAAGGACAAGGAGAUCGUCAUUCACACGCCAAAGAACUGCGAGUCUGUCGAGCUGACCUUCAAGGGCGAGAAAAUGGCCAAGACGCUGGGCAAACUGGCAUCGGAUGAGCCUGCUGCCGGGCACGUUCUGUCCGGAGUUCUUGUCCAGCGAGACUUCCAGUACCAUCUCAUGGACCCCUCGGAGCUGGACGAGUAUACCGGGCUGAACACAUCGGUCGUGCUCCAGAAGCAGAGCAUCAAGAGCCGGGCGCCGUUUGGAUUGGUGCGCUGGCACCUCGAGCAAACCUACGGCAAAGUCGAAUCUGGAGCGGAUUCCAGUGCAUUCACGGUCUUCAACACCGUCAAGGUCAGGGAUGUGGGCGGUAGCAUCUACGUGCUGGAGUGGGAAGGCGGCGCCAUCAACGACAUGAUUGCCGAUUCGGUGCUCUCGGUGGUCGUCAUGGCCGAGAGCAGCCCGGCUUCCGUUAAAGGUGAGUGCGGCGUCGUACGCUGCCCCAUUUGA